Molecule: messenger RNA, 930 nt
Organism: Salvelinus namaycush (lake trout)
Lineage: Eukaryota; Metazoa; Chordata; Actinopteri; Salmoniformes; Salmonidae
Exons: 4
Coding region: 36-653 (205 amino acids)
Cellular component (GO): cytoplasm
Molecular function (GO): NAD+ poly-ADP-ribosyltransferase activity
Source: RefSeq, a predicted model, not a curated record
ACAGAAAACCUAACGUUUUUCUCAAGAACCAGGAAAUGAAACUUGAGUGGAAGGAAACCCUCACAUACGGUAUAAUCCUGCAUUCGUCUGUUAGUAUAACGGGGGUCAGUAUGGUGCUGAGCAACCAACAGGGGAACUGUGUCUACGACCCAAAGAGAAUCAAAGUCAUGCAGGUCAUGAAAGUAAAAGAAAGCAACAUAUCUAGACACCGUCAUCUUCAGAGUGGAGUCACCCCUGAGGACAGCCACGUCUACGUGAUGUAUCAUGGAACAUCAAAACAGGCUGCAGUAGAAAUACAGAGACAUGGCUUCACACCAUCCACAGAUGGCAUGCUUGGUGCAGGUGUCUAUGUCAGUCGAGACAUCAGAAAAGCCAUCAAAUACCCCAUUGGUGCUGAUGACUCAGACAAGAUGGUUCUGAAAGUGAAGGUGGAUGUUGGCAAGGUUAAGAUCAUUGAUGUGCAGGGUCACGACAGGCAAUACGACUGGCACACACAUGGGUAUGACACUGCCUGGGUUCCACCUGGUGUAGACAUGGUGCCGAGCAACCAACAGGAGAACUGUGUCUACGACCCAAAGAGAAUCAAAGUCAUGGCAUUGCUGAAAGUGGCCAUCUUGAAAAAGUUAAACCCGUCACUGGAGGUGGAGGCUUGAAGGUGUAUUCAAGGAGUAUUAAUUACACUUCAUGUUCAUCGAGAUAAGAGGAUGUAGCAUGCUGCUAUAGCUACACAUUCAAUAUUGCAUAGGAAGAAGCUAUAUUUUGCCAAAGGCUUACUGAUUAUUGGCAAUAUACCUACUGUAUAUGCAAUUAAUAUACCCUUGUCACAUUUCAAAAACCGAUUCAAUGAUAUUCACUUGACGUAAACAAGGUGUGUAUCAAUGAUCAUAAUUGUUCAGAAUAAUUGUCUUCCUGUAAUAAAUCUCAAAUAAA